Apis dorsata (giant honeybee) is the source of this 6907-nucleotide messenger RNA. RefSeq names its product neuroglian (gene Nrg). The transcript is spliced from 9 exons. The coding region runs from base 163 to 3906 and encodes 1247 amino acids. Lineage: Eukaryota; Metazoa; Arthropoda; Insecta; Hymenoptera; Apidae. Gene Ontology annotation, molecular function: cell-cell adhesion mediator activity. The record is from RefSeq and is a predicted model, not a curated record. Gene Ontology annotation, biological process: dendrite self-avoidance; homophilic cell-cell adhesion; axon guidance. Gene Ontology annotation, cellular component: axon; plasma membrane.
CUGCAAUACAUGCAACGUAUAUAUCUACAUUAGUGUACAGUACCGUACGGUGCGUUACGUGUCGAGUCAGUGGUUUUUCGAUGAUGCCUUAGUGAUGGAAUUUUAAUAUUCAAACGCAUUCCAAAACGUUAAAAUAGAUAAAAAAAAAAGUACCGACCGAUCAUGAAGCUCAUCCUGUAUAUUAUCUCAACAUUGGUAUUGCAAGCAUCAGCUUUAAUCCAAUCUCCACCACGGAUAUCUAAACAACCCCCGACAGAUGAGCAGUUAUUUCAAGUAGCUCAAGCAAAAAUUAAUGAGAAUGAUAAACCAUUUUUAAUUGAAUGUGAAGCUGAAGGAGAACCUGCUCCAAGGUAUCGAUGGAUUAAAAAUGGAAAAAAUUUUGAAUGGCCAGCAUAUGAUGAUCGCAUAUCCCAACAACCUGGUAGAGGUACAUUGGUAAUCUCAAGACCACGAGAUGAAGAUUUGGGUCAAUAUCAAUGCUUUGCAGAAAAUGAAUGGGGAAUUGCAACAUCUAAUUCAGUUUUUGUUAGAAAAGCUGAAUUAAAUUCAUUUAAAGAUCAAAAUCCUAUAAGUUUAGAUGCAAAUGAAGGACAACCAUUUAAAUUAACUUGUCAACCACCAGAUGGUUUUCCAAAACCAAAUGUAUAUUGGUUAAUUCAAGAUACUGCUGGAGGCAUUAAAUCAAUUAAUAAUUCACGAAUGACAUUAGAUCCUGAAGGAAAUCUUUGGUUUAGCAAUGUUACAAGAAACGAUGCUUCCGACGAUUUUUAUUAUGCAUGUGCAGCUACAUCUGUAUUCAGAAAUGAAUAUAAAUUAGGAAAUAGAGUUUUAUUAAAUGUUAUUUCUUCGGGAAUAUCUGCCAGUCAAAAUAAACAUGAUCCUGUCAAACAAUAUGUUAGUAGGAAAAAUGAAGUUGCUUUACGCGGUAAAAAAAUUGAAUUAUAUUGUAUAUAUGGUGGAACACCACUACCACAAAUAGUGUGGAGUAAAAAUGGUGAAGUAAUUAGAACUAAUGAUAGAAUAAUGCAAGGAAAUUAUGGUAAAUCUUUGAUAAUCAAACAUGUUAAUUUUAAAGAUGAAGGAACAUAUACUUGUGAAGCGUCAAACGGGGUAGGUGAUGCGAAAUCUUAUUCCAUACAUUUGCAAGUUAUGGCAGUACCAUAUUUCACUAUCGAACCUGAAAUCAUAAAUGCAGCAGAAGAUGAAACCAUUGAAUUCAAAUGUGAAGCUGAUGGAGUACCUGUUCCUGAAAUAAAAUGGAUUCAUAAUGGAAAACCAAUAUCGGAAGCUCCACCAAAUCCACGUAGAAAAGUUACUUCAAAUUCUAUUAUUAUUGAAAAAUUGACCAAAAAAGAUACAGGAAAUUACGGUUGUAAUGCAACAAAUUCAUUGGGAUAUGUUUAUAAGGAUGUAUACGUAAACGUUUUAGCUCUAGAACCAGAAAUUACACAACCACCUACUGAUAUCGCUACAGUAGACGGUAAAACUGUGAGAAUAACUUGCCGUGUAUUUGGAGCACCGAAACCAGCUGUAAAAUGGAUUCGAAAUGGGCAAGAAUUAACAGGAGGACGAUAUAAAACUUUAGAUUCUGGUGAUUUAGAAAUUGAGAAUGUAAUAUUUUUAGAUGCAGGCAUUUAUACAUGUCAUGCAUCCAAUAAAUUCGGAGAAGUAGAAGGUUCUGGUAAUUUAGUAGUAAAAGAACAUACAAGAAUUACAGAUGAACCAGAGGAUUAUGAAGUUGCUGCAGGUUCUACUGCAACUUUUAGAUGUAAUGCUGUUACAGAUUCAAGUUUAACACUUACGAUCGAUUGGCUAUCUAACGGAGAACCUAUUGAUUUUGAAAUGGAACCACGAUUUAUACGAAGCACUGAUUAUUCUUUAAUGAUCACAAAAACGACUGAACUAGAUUCUGGUACUUAUACUUGUGUUGCUCAUACUGAAUUGGAUGAAGCAAAAGCACAAGCUACAUUAAUUGUCCAAGAUGUACCAAAUGCGCCAAAAUUAAUUAGUGUUACUUGUAUGGCGACUGAAGCUUCUAUACAUUGGACUCCAAUGGGUGAUAAUAGAGCUCCAAUAUUAAGAUACACUAUUCAACAUAAUACUACUUUUACACCAGAUACAUGGGAAAUAUCAAAAGAUGAUGUACCAGCAAUUGAACAAACAUAUAUUGUUCCAAUGUCACCUUGGGCUAACUAUACGUUUCGCAUAUUAGCAUGGAAUAAAAUAGGUACAUCAUUACCCUCACCACAUAGUGAUGUAUGUACUACAUUGCAAGAUGUUCCUUAUAAGAAUCCUGAUAAUGUUAUGGGUAAAGGAACAACACCACAAAAUCUGGUUAUAUCUUGGACAGUAAUGCCUCAAAUCGAACAUAAUGCUCCCAAAUUCAUGUAUAGAAUAUAUUACAGACGUGAUAUACCUGGAGAGAAAUGGACUAUAGAAGAUAUAACUGAUUGGAAGAAAAAUAACCUAGUUGUAGACAAUCAACCAACUUAUCAAAGAUAUAAGAUCAAAGUGGUAGCUAUUAAUGAAAAAGGAGAAUGUAGAGUUGCACCUGAAGAAGUAAUUGGAUAUUCUGGAGAAGAUGUGCCAUUGCAAGCACCAAGCAACUUUACAUUAAAUCAAGUAAAAUCAAGUACAAGCGCACAAUUUUCAUGGAAUCCAGUACCUGAAGAAUCAGUACGUGGUGAAUUAAAAGGAUACAAAAUACAAACAUGGACAGAAAAAGAUGGUGAAAAGGGAAUGCGAGAAAUUGAUAUAAGAGGUGGCAAUAGGACCCAUGCACUAGUUACUAAAUUUAUUCCUUUCAGCAAGAAUUAUGUUCGAAUACUAGCAUAUAAUGGACGAUAUUCUGGACCACCAUCUGAAACUUUAAGCUUUGAUACUCCUGAAGGUGUUCCAGGAGUGGUUUUAAGUCUUGAAGCUUUUCCAAUGGGAUCUAGUGCAUUGUUUUUAGUAUGGACUAAACCUGCAGAACCAAAUGGUAUCCUGACUGGCUAUAGAAUAUAUUAUGAACCUGUAAAUGAAACUAGAUUAGGACCUCUGUUGGAGAGAAAACCACAUAUUACAGAUUCAGAAGCCACUAGUGCAAAACUAGCUAUGUUAGCACCUGAUACAAAAUAUCGUAUACAUAUUCGAGCAACGACAAAAAUUGGUGAAGGAAAUGAUUACUUUAUUGAACAAAAAACACGCACAUCUCAACAACCUGAUGUACCAUUAUUUACCUGGGAAGCUAUUCCAAAAGAAAAUGGAUAUUCAAAUGUAAGAAUUAUUUGGCAGUUGAAUCUUAAUGGAAAUCCAGGAAGUCAUUUCUUUGUAAAAUACAAACUUAAAGGUGAAACAAUACCUCUUAAAACUGAAUCAGAAUAUUUAUCAAAUACAAUUGAAAUUCGUGGACUUCAAAGUGGCGAAACUUAUGUGAUGUCUGUCGUUGCUGUUGAUGGCAACUACUUCGCUGAAAGUGAACCGCAAGAAAUUGAAACGAGUAGCGAAGGACCUAUUAUUCAACCCAAAGAGAAUGUCGCUACUGCAGGAUGGUUCAUCGGAAUGAUGUUAGCAAUUGCUUUUCUUCUUUUGGUACUUAUAAUCGUAUGUGUUAUUAAACGUAAUAGAGGUGGAAAGUACGCAGUACAUGAAAGAGAGUUAGCUGCUGGACGUGGUGAUUAUCCUGAUGAAGGCGGUUUUCAUGAAUAUUCGCAACCUUUAGACACAAAAUCAGCAGGUGGUCGUGCAUCUCUUGCAUCUUCUUCUCAUCAAGAUGGAAAACAUCCUGAAUCUGAUACUGAUUCCAUGGCAGAAUAUGGAGAAGGAGAUACAGAAGGUAUGAAUGAGGAUGGAUCAUUCAUUGGUCAGUAUGGUCGACAUCGUAAACAAGAACCAAAUUCACAAGCAUUUGCCACAUUAGUUUGAGGACGUUUCACAGAAGAUGGUUCUUUCAUUGGACAAUAUGGGCCGAAAGGUAGACCGGAAGAAACACCGCCCAUUCCAAGCGGCACUAUGGCCACAUAUGUGUAACCUCUGGUAUUAUCUUAUUUAAGCCUCAUAUAAUUUGUUUUUUUGUCAAAAGUAAGGUUUUCAAUCCUUACUUAGCUGCAGCAGCUCUGCUAUGCACCUUGCGCUGGGCGCAAUGUCCAACACUAUACUGCCAAUUAGAUUUUGAUUUUGGGUUUUAUAGUUUAUAUAGAAAAAUAAGUAAAUAUUUCUAUGUGUUUAAACCGAAUAAGACUAUAUAAAUCAUAUAUAAUUUGUAUAUUCAUAUCGGUUAAAACAUAAUUCCUCUUAAAUGUUUAAUACAUAUCUAAGUAUGUAUUAUUCAAAUAUUUUAACAAUUUUUUGUACUUUGAAAAAAAUUAAUCUGCGAUAAUUAUUUUUUUUAUGAUAUAUUACAAUACAAAAUACAAUUUGUUAAUCAAUCAAAAAUUAUUUACAAUUAAUGAAUUUGUUAGAUAUUUUUAACUAAUUAUAAAACCCAAAGACGAUAGGUGUUUCAUAGCGUGCAAGCUAUUUAUGGAUAAUAUAGUAAAAAUAUUCUACCAUCGAUCGUAACAUUUAAUAUGGCCAGAUUAAAAAUUGACAUUUCGAAACAUCACAGGGUAGUGAGUUAUAUUUAUAUUGUUCUAAAUAUGUAUGACAUAAAAAGUAUGGUAUUUUUGAGGCUGCAUAUAGGAUUUACGUCUUUCAGAUAAAGAUAAUCAGUAUCAAUAAUUGAUAUUAUCCAAAAAUUAAUUAAUAUGCGAUAUAAGCAAGUAUUACUUAUAUGCAAUCUUAAAAACGAAAGGAUUGACAUCGAAUAUAAUGUCACAAUCUGGCCUGGACUGAAACUAAUUUUAAUUAAAAAAUGAAGAAAAAAUUUGUUCUAAGAAUCUUUAGAUGCAAUCAAUUUUUACUCUGCCGACAAAGGGCCAAAUAUAACAAAACAGUGACUAUCUAUAAUUAUUGUGUGCGUGCACUUUCAUUAAAGAUAUACAAAUAACAAAAAUAUAUAAAAAAUAUCAUCAUCAUCAUCAUCAACAAUAACAAUAUCAUUAUUAUCAUCAGCAUUCUUAUUAUUAUUAUUAAUAAUACUAUUAUUAUUAUUUUUAUUAAGAUAUGAAAAGAACAUCAUACAUGCACUAUAGUAGUUAAAAAAAAGUCACAUGGCCUCUAAUUGUUGCUUUUUGUAUGUGAAAUGUGCUUUAGCUAAGAACGAAAGUUCUUUUUAAUUAUUAAUAUUUAUCUUCCUUUUGGUAAUUUGAUUAAUAUUGAUAAUCUGAUCAAUAUAGAUAUAAUUUAAUAUAUAAAAAAUUAUUGAAUAUAUAUAAAGACAUAUAUUGAUUACUAAAAUUAGUAUUAAAAGAAUACGAGCAGCUAUUACGUUUUAGUAUUUGAAAUGUUAUUAUGAAAAGAAUUAUAUAGAAUUCGUUUAUUUCUCCGAAAAUAAAUUUAAUGUUUUUUAUUUACUAUGUUAAGUUAAAAUAUUCAAUGCAAUGUACAGGUUGUCUGCAAAAGUGUCGUGAGCAAAUAUAUCAGGUACAAAAAUAAAAAAGGUACAAAAUAUAGAAUACUUACAUGUGCGCGUAAAGUUCGUAAAAAUCUAUAUGAUAUGAUGUGAAAAUAAUAUACAUCUCUCAAUUUAUAUAAAAAAAUCAAAUUAAAUUGUGAUGCUUUGAGUUGAUUUUUAAAAUUUUAAUUAGUAAACCAAUUCAUAGAUCUUCGAUUUAUAUUUGUCAGGGUCUUUUUUGCCGAUUAUCCUGUACAAAUGGCUUGGACGUCACAUAAUUUUUACGAACUCUAUAUAUAUAUAAAUAUAUACGUACAAUUAUAGACGCCUACAAAAAAAUGUAUUAUAAAUGAAAGAAAACAAUAAUUUAUUGUAAAAAUACUAAAGUAUAUAAAAGAAUAUACAGAGACAUAUAUGUAAUAUAUUAAAAUGUCAUUAAUCAUAAACUUAUAUUAAAUUAUAUAUUUGUCAAGAUAAGCAAACGACGUCCAAGUCAAAACAUAGAUGUAAUUAUGUUUCAAUGUAUUUUUCUAAUCGUACUAUUUUUUGUAUAUUUUUGAAGUAUAUCCAAAUCAUAUUUAUCAAGAUUUGAAUCUCUGGUUGGCUGAUAUGGUGACUUAUGUGAACUUCCAAUACUUUGGUACAUAUUACUGAUAUUUUGAUACUUUUAAUAUAUUUUGAUAUACUUUUUUUUCUUUAUUUCACUUGUUACAUGUAUAAAACAUUUUUUUUUUUUUUUUUUUGUAUUAUUUUUUUUGUAUGUAGAAACAUUAGCGUUUAGCACGAAACAUUUGUAUAUUAGAUCUGAUCUUUUUUUAUCAUUGCAUUAACAAUUUUAUUAUUACACUGUCAAACAAUGACAUCAUGUUAGUGUAGGAAGCACAGAUUUAUAUUUAAAAAAAAAGUAUGAUAUAUACGAAACUUUUUACAAAACAGUGUUCAUUUUACAACGACAAGACAGCACAUGUUAUAUAUAAAAAAAAAUGAUAAAAAUAAUUAAACAGAGGGAAUACACUCGUUGAAACAUGUGCGCGUCUAUCGUACUAACUUUUAAUUGUACAUUACCUUAUUAUUAGUAUUAAUUAGUUUUCCAACAGAAAAAUGCAUAAAAAUGCAUGCUCUUAUUAAAGAUACAUUAUUAUGCGUGUUUCUAAUAAUAACAUUGUUUGAAUAUUUUUUCUACAGUAUAGAGUUUUCAGAGUUUAGCAAUCUGGUUAAAGAUUCUUUCAUCUCCCAUAAUAAAAUAGAGAUUGAAAGUAUGUAUUAUAUUGUGUUAAAAAUGUUAUGUAAAAUUUCAAAACGAUUUUGCCUUGUGUUUAUCAGCAGCAAUGAUAACGCGCAUUCCAAUACCUGUGUAAUAUCUCCCACGUCAAUAAAAAAAAAAGAAUAAACGACUAAUAAUAAAUAAAUAAAAAUCUUUAAACAAUCAAA